This is a messenger RNA of Vollenhovia emeryi, 2741 nucleotides long. It is a transcript of the gene Usp1, whose product is annotated as ubiquitin carboxyl-terminal hydrolase 1. The record is from RefSeq and is a predicted model, not a curated record. Gene Ontology annotation, cellular component: cytosol; nucleus. Lineage: Eukaryota; Metazoa; Arthropoda; Insecta; Hymenoptera; Formicidae. Gene Ontology annotation, molecular function: cysteine-type deubiquitinase activity; cysteine-type endopeptidase activity. The coding region runs from base 231 to 2171 and encodes 646 amino acids. The transcript has 7 exons. Gene Ontology annotation, biological process: protein deubiquitination.
CUCCGCUCGGGGAGACGAGCCAGCGAGGAGAGCGGCGUGAGGUCCCGGGGCGGAGAUUCGCCGAUACGGGACGCUGCUUCGCGGUGAUGAUGUAGGCUUGCGGCGAGACCCGGGCAGACGCUUCCUCUGGUUCUCUCGGCGUGGGAGCCGGCUCGCAUCAGCGACGAUCGCGACGAACGAGCCCGCUCCGCGUUCCAUGACUUCCCCACUCGAUCACACGUUAACAGAAGAUGACAGUAUUAGAAACGGAGGAAGACGCAGAUAAACGCUCCGUUCCUCCCAGAAAGAAGUUCUGCCUGUCCCUGUCGGGUCGUGGACGCACAAUCCCCAUCGUCGUCCCGCAGCCCCCUCCUACAUCCACGAGAGGGGGCCUUCUGGAUAGAGCAGAUUUUCAAUUUAGUACAAGCAAAAUGUUGAAUGGCUGUCGCAAUCAGUUGAGCAAUCACCAGGAUGGAAGUUACGACACGUCCGGCAGCAAUACAGAAGGAUUGAAGAUAGCCACCUUGUGCAAUCUAGGAAAUACUUGCUUCCUCAACAGUGUAUUAUAUACUUUAAGAUUCGCGCCUUCCUUCCUGCACAACUUGCAUCAUUUAGCUACUGACUUGUCGAACCUGAACGACAAGCAACUUCAGACAAAAGCCAAAUCUUCCUCGCUAGGUAGAACCGGUGUAUCGCUGACAUCGAGUAGUAGUCGUAGCUGGAGCAGUAAGGAUCUGCUGGCGCUAGCCGGAUCGACGGCAGAAGCCAGCAAACCGCGUAUCCAAAUAGCCACCGAGAGAUUACAUGAGCUGUUUAUGGCACUGCGAGUGUCAGAGAUUAGAGAGAACAGCGAACCGUAUCAGCCGGAUGCCUUUUUGCAGGCCCUCAGAGAGGUGAAUCCGAUAUUCGAGGGAAAUCAGCAGCAGGACGCGCACGAGCUUCUGGUCUGCCUGCUCGACAACAUCAGAGAGACCUUCCAGCUGCUGGUUAGACACAGAGAGAGCCAAUUCGGUCAGAGCAACGGCGUCUUUCCUGAAUUUACCACGAACCACUCGGCGACGGACACGCAGUCGGAGAGCAGCGGCUCCGGCAAGAGGAGCAUCCGCAAGUCCAGGAAGAAGAAGAAGAUCAUUAGCCGGGGGAGCUCGGUGUCUCUCGCGCAGCCCAACACAAACGGCGUCGUGGGGUCCGCGAGGCCGUACGAGAACGGCCACGCGGAGUUCGCCGAGAGUAACGGCGAGAUAGGGACGCGCAAGCCGGAGAGCAAGAAGUGCUUCAUCUCGGAGGACUUUGAGGGCGUCAGCCUGUUGCGCACUACGUGUCUCGAGUGCGAACACGUGACGGAACGGAAGGAGACGUUCUGCGACAUAUGCGUGCCCAUCGACAUCGACCGCUCCAACGAGAAAGAUGAGGACGGUGAAUUGGUGGACAGCAGUGAGGUAUACAAACGCGCUGUAGUAACUAGUGAACUGCUUUGGGGUAGGGAUAAGUACUGGUGUGCACGGUGCCUACGAUAUAAUGAGGCUCGCAGAGCCGUAUGUUUUCCCUCCUUACCUAGACUCCUUGUCCUGCAGCUGAAGAGGUUUUCUACUGCCGCUGGUUCGAUGGAGAAAAUCAAUAAUCACAUGCCGACGCCGCUCACCCUGCAAUGCUUCUGCGAGGAGUGUAGCAACGACGAGGCCCACGGGAGCGUGGCUAGCGGUAGCACGGAGACGCGACACGUGUACAAAUUAUACUCUGUCAUAAUGCACCAGGGUGCAACGAUGACCGCCGGGCAUUAUGUCGCUUACACGCGCCUACCCGACGAGCCCGUGUACGCGGAGUAUUCCCAGUGUGAUCGCGACAAUAAGCGGCAGAACUCGAGCCAGGCGGGUUCGAGCGCGAGUUCCUCGUCGUCGUCGUCGUCCUCCUCCUCCUCCUCCUCCGACAAGUCGUUGGGCUUAUUCAAGUACAAGUUCUUCAGGAGUAAGCCGAGCACGAGCGAGAGCAAGGAACAACCGGUGAACAGGGUCGGCUGUCGCAGCAUGGAUUGCUGCGGCAUCAGGCGAGGCAAGCAGGGCGUCACCUGGCUGGAGUGCGACGACGAGGCGGUGCAUGUGAUCCCGCUGCGAGAGCUCGAGGACAAAUUGGCGCCCAACGCGCGCAACUCCGCCACCCCCUAUCUCCUGUUCUACGUGAGGUCGACGACGUAAAGGCCGCCGUUUCUCUCUCGUCUCCCCGCGUCGGAAGUUCAAUAUCAAAAUGUUCCCCGUUUGGAGUCCCACGCGAGGCGGCGGCGGCGGCGAAUGACACGACGACGAAAACGGGUCUAGUUUCUUCCCGCGUCGCCCUCCAUUUCCUGCCCCCCUCCCACCGCUCUCUAUCUUUCCCCUCUAUUCUCCAACGACCGUGCUGUGAUGUAUCGCACAUUCCAAAUCACCCGAGUUCUUCUUCCUCUAUACGUACGUACCGCAUCGGGCUUUAGAGAUGCGAGCGUGUAUUAUUUUCGUAGGGAAUAAAAACUGUCUACCGCCAGUCAUGUAAUGUACAUACAUUAGAUUCCCGGCGAUCGGACGGUCGCACGUCGAGCCGAGACCUCUGUGCAUGUAACGGAAAGAAAGAAAGAAAAGGAAACACCGUCACGGGCUCGGCGUGACGAGUUCACGGAGCGAGCGUCGCGACUCCGCGCGUAGACGACUUUAGCCUUAGUUGGGACGUGGAACGUUUUAUUAUUGAGUUAUCUGUAAAAUAAUAAAAAAAAAAUUAUGUAUUCUUGACACGCA